This is a messenger RNA of Octopus sinensis (East Asian common octopus), 4573 nucleotides long. Its product is annotated as maternal embryonic leucine zipper kinase-like. Gene Ontology annotation, molecular function: tau-protein kinase activity; ATP binding; protein serine/threonine kinase activity. Gene Ontology annotation, cellular component: cytoplasm. The record is from RefSeq and is a predicted model, not a curated record. NCBI's taxonomy places the organism in Eukaryota, Metazoa, Mollusca, Cephalopoda, Octopoda, Octopodidae. Gene Ontology annotation, biological process: protein phosphorylation; microtubule cytoskeleton organization; intracellular signal transduction.
GUCCUUGUGGAAAAGCAUGAACACCACUCCAUCCCAUUCCCGUAGAACCCGAACCAUUCUUCUCCUAGCAGAAAACUCCAAAGCAACGCAGUCUCCAGUCUCGGUUAAGUUCCCGCGUGACAUUUCCUCGCUUCUGAUUGGCUAACACCAAAUGUGUGGCAAGUUUGAAAACUUAAACAUUAUUUGUCUCUUUCAUCAUAAACUUACUGGACACUAAUUUACCUGUGUGUACAUAGACUACCCACCACUCCAGUGACUUACAAUGUCACGCUAUCAAGAACUUGAUGGAUUAUUCCUGCUGAAGGAUACUAUUGGCUCUGGUGGGUUUGGUAAAGUGAAAUUAGCCACCCAUCUCCUCACUGGAGAAAAAGUUGCCAUCAAAAUAAUGAACAAGCAAGCUCUAGGGCCUGAUUUGCCACGAGUGAAAACCGAAAUAGAAGCCAUGAAAUCCAUUCACCACAAACAUGUCUGUCAAUUGUAUCAAGUUAUAGAAAAUGAAGACCGAGUGUUUUUAGUUCUGGAGUAUUGUCCAGAAGGAGAACUCUUUGACUAUGUUGUUGCCAAAGACCGAUUAACAGAAGUUGAAGCAAAGCAUUUUUUCCAUCAAAUUGUUUCUGCAAUGGCAUAUAUCCAUUUCAAAGGCUAUGCUCACCGAGAUCUGAAGCCGGAAAACAUUUUACUGGAUGAACAUCACAAUGUUAAAAUCAUUGACUUUGGACUUUGUGCUAAACCUAAGGGUGGAAUGGAUCACCACUUGUACACACCUUGUGGCAGUGCUGCAUAUGCGGCACCGGAAUUAGUCUCUGGCAAGGAAUAUCUUGGAGAUAUGGCUGAUGUGUGGAGUAUGGGGGUUCUACUGUAUGCACUACUCUGUGGUUAUCUGCCUUUUGACGAUGACAGCAUAACAGUGUUAUGCAAAAAAAUCAAUGCUGGGAAAUAUUCUGUGCCACCAUGGUUGUCUCCAGAAAGUAUAGAGAUUAUCGACCAGUUACUUCAAGUAAAUCCCAUGCGCAGAAUCUCCAUGCGGCAUCUGCUUAACCAUCCAUGGGUGUGUCAAGAUGGGAAACCAGUGAUUUGGAAGCCACAAAGUCAGGAGAUAGAUGAAGAUUGUCUUAUUGAACUUGCUGUCUUCAAAGGGACCUCUCGAGGCAGAAUGAUAAAUAUGAUCACAGAGUGGAAAUACGAUUACUUGACUUGUACAUAUUUCCUUCUCCUUGAGAAAAAAAGGAAAGGCCAGCCUCUCCGCCUCUACGAUGCCCGACCCUUGCUUCUACCUUUACAACCCAAGUCUUGGAAUGUAAAUGGGACAGAUGAAAAGUAUUCUUUGGAACUUUCAAGAAAUCAAAGACAUUGUCAGGAAAGAACCCCAAACCACUUUGAACACACUCCUACUUCAAUUAAAGUGUUUCACGAAACUCUGCUGCUACAGAAUGCUCUCUGAAGCAAGGAGCCAGUUCCUAUGAACAAGGAAAAUCUCACUGCACCUCCUAUGAAAGACCCUUGGAUCACGCCCAAAAAAGAUGAACCCGUUUCCAUGAAGAGGAAUUCAAGUAAAGAGCUCUCUGCUUGUUCGAAGACACCAAGACAGAAAGAAAACAAGGAGAAUAUCUUUGAAACUCCCAAGAAAGUGGACAAUACUUUCGCUGUCCCACUCUCGGCGGCACCAACUCCACGUUCACGUAAAUGCAAAUCGGUAAAGCCGUCGCGUCGCAGUCGGUCACCCUUGAUGGGUCGACAACUACAACAGUUGGUAGAAGGGAAAGACUCUGCCACGCCUUCAGCUAAAUCUGGAACUCAGGUUUUGUCUCCUUCACGCUCUGUUGAUUCCCAGCUUAAUAAUUUGAACUUGAUAUCACCAGUAUCAGAAUUUCACAAAGCGACAUCCUUGGACACAGAUCUACAUCAUAGUGGGUUUGAUCGCAAUUCUGAGAGGAAGUCCUUCAGAAAGAAUGGUAUGUUCGGCAGUUUGGAAAAAGUCUUCAAGAUGUUCAGUCCCAGGGGCAAAUAUAUUGGAGCAGGGCCUCGUAAAGUAAAGACGACUCACAAUGUGUUCAGAACGGAGCAGUACAGCCCUGAAUUAGUGUUGUCUAAACUAAAGGAGGCAAUACAUAAGAAAUACAUCGGCCUCAGUCAGUCAGAGUAUGUACUUCGAUGUUAUGUAUCUGAUGACAAAGGCAAAGUGAAACUUGCUUUCAAUUUGGAGGUUUGUGCGAUGCCAAAAUUACCUUUUGUUGGCAUCAGGUGCAAAAGAGUAAAAGGUGACACGUGGCAGUAUAAGAAGUUCUGUGAAGAUAUAAUUAAAUCGUCAGACAUAUAGUGUUGGAAGGAACUAUUUUGAAACUGGUACCUGUUUCCUCUUGAGUUCUCUAUUGGUCCCCAGGGCACCAAUUUCAUCUGCGUCAUUGAUUCCUUGCAGUUUGUGUGUGACCCUAACACUCAGUAUCUAUAACAGUAGUGCUAAUGUUUACUGCUGUCUCUUUUUUUAUUAGUCUUCAAUAGUCCUUUGUAUUGGAGCUAUUUACUGCUGCUUUCUCGGUUGUUAAACUUCAGCAUAUAUUACUCACUGGUAAUUCUUAUUACUGCAUGUGUUUAUCAGCUUCACAGACACUUUAUUGUGAAGACGACAUUCAUUGUCUGUCUCGGACACUCAUUCUUUUAAUACCUCCACCAUUGAACCUUUUCACUGGAGCUGUUUCCAUUUUAACCGAUUCUCAAUUCCUGAUUGUUAUACUGGCGCUACUUGAUAUUGCUGCCACUAAUGUUAUUCAACCAAGACAUAGAGAAAUAUUGCUGCUCUCUGUGAUUAGCCUCCUGGUAUUUUUAGCAUUUGGAGCCAAUCUUAAAAUUUGUCCCUACUGUCAUUCUCAGGGUGAAUGUGUUCCAUAAUAUUCCAUUCUAGAUUCCAUCCGAUCGGUUUUUCCUUUCCAGUUUGUUUCUCCAUUUCAACACCCAUUCAAUUUAAUCAUAUGAGUGUUGUAUGGAAUAUAUGUUGUAAACUGCCAGUAGCCCCAAAGAUCUUGUGGGUUCCAGCAUUUUAUAUUUUGUUGUGUAUUUGAGUAGCAGCACACCUAAUUUUACAUUGCCGCAGUUCACCUAACCUGUGACUAAACUGGCAACUUUACCAAGGUGGAUAUUUUCAUUUUUCAUCUACCUAACCCUGGAAACUGGAAAUUAAGCACAGUGAUCGCUUAAAAACAUGUUCAGGAGUCUUUGAAGAAAUUUACACAUUAUCAAAGAAGAUAUAAUUGAUAAGCUUCUUAUAACUGAAAAUAGGUAUUAAAUUAUUUGUUUUAAAAAUAUUUUAAAGAAAUUAUCCCAGUUGCAGUUGACUUUGGUACAAAGAGGGUAUAUAAUGUUGUACUAAAUAACAGAAAUGUGUAAAGUCAUGUAUGACCUGUGUUCGAAUCCCAUCCAAGUCAACUUCAACUUUUAUUUCAUUUGGCUAACUUGUUUUUAUGUUUUUCAUCUAUUUUAUUUAUUUUAUUUGGUAUUUUUACAAGUUGAAGUUGCACCAGAACUGAGACAGAUAACAGCAGUGAAGUGUAUGUAUGUGAUAUUCUAUAGGGCUCACACAUACAUGUACGUAUGUACACUUACUGUCAUGGCCAAUUGCAUGUUCAUUCCUCAGACUUCAACGAAAAACAAAAGCCAAAAUAUCUAAAGCAAAACGGAAAGCAACAUUUGACAUGCCUUGCUUUAAGUUUAGGCUAUUAUUUUGCUUUUGAUGAUCAUCAUAAUAAAAAUAACAGGUGUAGGGACAGUAUUUGACACCUUGAGUAUUAUUUUCGCACUGGCAGACUGUUAUGUCUUUCUUGAUGAAUAUGAUGAUGAUGAUAAUGAUAAUAAUAGUAAUGGUAGUAGUAGUAGUAGUAGUAGUAGUAGUAAUGGCGGUGUCAGUAAUAACAGUGAUAGUGGUGGUAUAUGGUGGCAAACUGGUUUUAUAUAUACUUCCAUAUGAGCAGGCUUUCAUAUUUGCUUGUGUGUAAAUAGUUUGUUUUUUAAUCGGCAUUUUUCAUUAAGACAGCCGUUUGUAUCUAAAGUUGUUGGUAGCAUGUGUUUAGUAACGAAUGCAUGUGUGUGACUUGUAUGACAUUAUAACUGGUUGAAUAUGAAAGAUAUGUGUGUGUGUGUAUAAAUGCACAAACAUAUAUGUAGCUCUGUGUAUGUGUUUGCACACGCAUUUAAUCAAAAAAAAAAUUGUUGUACAAGUUUCUACUUAUAUAAACUUGUAUUUUUAUCUACCUGGCUGUCUAUUUAUCCACAUGUCUUUUUGUUUGUCCACCUGUUUAUACCUGUCAUCCCUCUCUGCACACACACACAUAUAUAUAUAUAUUUUACUGUCAUUAUCAUCACUCAUGACUUCUCUAUUAAUAGAUUCAUUCGUGUUGUAGUUGUGAGUUAAACUAGUUCUUAUCAGUUAUCCAGUGUAAAGAAGAGUGCAUAUAUAUAUAAAUAUAUAAAGGAAUGCACACACUGAAAAUAGAGUUGGUCAUCAGGUCCAAGCAAUAAACUCUACAAUAGUUAUUGAAUACUCUUUCUCCCAUUAGAACAACCAAGCAUAUAUAUAUAUAUA